This is a messenger RNA of Cryptotermes secundus, 451 nucleotides long. RefSeq lists its product as uncharacterized. Bases 2 to 388 code for a protein of 128 amino acids. Lineage: Eukaryota; Metazoa; Arthropoda; Insecta; Blattodea; Kalotermitidae. The transcript has 3 exons. The record is from RefSeq and is a predicted model, not a curated record.
AAUGACAGAACCAAACAAACAGUGUGGAGAGGAUGAAGAGUCAAGAAAUGAAGUGGAUGACAAAUCUACUGCUUCAGGCUUGAGUGCAGUCACGCCUCUGCCCGCAACCUUGAAAAGACCACCAGUGAAGGACCCAGCAAAUCGUCUAGAGGGUGGCCUGAAAAUACAGAAAAUGGUCCAUGUUCCUCCCAGUAACAAGAAGAAGAAUGGUGCCAUGAGAAAGUGUCACAUGUGUGCUAAGCCAAAGAUCAGAAAAGAAACAAGGUGGUGUGGCUCUCUGCAAACUUUCAUGUUUCAAUGUUUAUCACACGAAGAAAAACUAUUAAAAAGCAGCCGUCCUAAAGAUACCAGCCUCCGGAUAACAUGCAGCUGCCAGCAGAGUUCCUAAGAUGUAUGCCAUGACUAUUAUGAGUGAACAGUGAAAACAGCACAACAGCCACGAGCAAACCCU